Molecule: messenger RNA, 6019 nt
Organism: Pelmatolapia mariae (spotted tilapia)
Lineage: Eukaryota; Metazoa; Chordata; Actinopteri; Cichliformes; Cichlidae
Gene: glis1a
Product: zinc finger protein GLIS1
Exons: 9
Coding region: 323-2149 (608 amino acids)
Biological process (GO): regulation of transcription by RNA polymerase II
Cellular component (GO): nucleus
Molecular function (GO): DNA-binding transcription factor activity, RNA polymerase II-specific; RNA polymerase II cis-regulatory region sequence-specific DNA binding
Source: RefSeq, a predicted model, not a curated record
AGAGCUCUGCAGUGACAGUGGGGAGUACAAUCCGCGUGCAGUCAGCGCGAGGCAAAGACCUACUGACAACAAGCUGAUGAGGGGACACCACACGUGCUGGAGUGAUGACUGACCACGCAACACUUUGGAACAAAUGACUGAAGUCUACACAUUCAGAAGGUGCCAGCAGUUGCACAUGAAUCUAAUUUGAUUACCUUUGAAUGCGAAAAGAUGCUGCAGAGGGUUUUAUCUACAAUGGGGUCUUAAAAUUGCUCCAAGAUAAUCGACUUCAACGAUUUUACUGACAGGAUCUCUUGGUGGGAGUCUGUGAGUGGGGGCUGGCAUGUGGCCCCCUGAUCUCGGGCCUCCAGAUGUGACUCUUCCUGGAUUUGGGAGUGUGUUUGAGGAUGCUGAGGAUCUUCAGGCGCCACUGUCUUCUGGUGGCUUCUGCCAGCCGUCGAUCCAUUCGGGAGGCCUGUGCUGUCUUCCCAGGACCUCACUGUCGCUCUCCUCGCUUGGGCGUGACCUCACCUCCCUGCUCAACUGUAAGACAGCCGGAUCCCACAUAGAAAAGACUGUGGAGGACUUUGCAACCACAGCUCACACAGACACCCAAAACAGCACUCAGAGGUUCAGCUGCUACCCUCAGCCUUCCUUCCCAAUUUCCUACAUGCUCACCAGCUGUGCCACAUCUUCAUCUUUCGCCUCACCACCUUCCUCACUGUCUUCUGCCUCCUCAUCUCUACUUUUUGCGUCUUGCUUGCCUCUUUCUGAUGCCAACAAUAAAUUGUCUCAACAACAACAAAAGCCACAGGAGGAAUAUUGCUCCGUAAAACAAGAACCUGCAGAUGAUUUCUUGCCAUGUAAGAGGGAACAGUUUCAAAUUAGCAACCAGCAGGGGGAGCUGUACCAUUUAAAUCAGGCUUUUCAAGGAUACAGCAAUCAGGACAGCACACAGUCCUCUCUUCAGUCCCCCAUGAUUAACGUACCUGUGGGACAGGACCCCACGCUUGACCAGCAGGAGCAACCGUGUCAUUGGAUCGACUGCAGUGCCACUUAUAGCACCCAGGAGGAGCUAGUGAGGCACAUCGAGAAAGUGCACAUCGACCAGAGAAAAGGGGAGGAGUUUGCAUGUUUCUGGACUGGCUGCGUGCGACGCCACAAACCGUUCAAUGCUCGCUACAAGCUGCUUAUCCACAUGAGGGUCCAUUCUGGAGAAAAACCCAACAAGUGCAUGUUUGAGGGCUGCUCCAAGGCGUUCUCCCGUCUGGAGAACCUGAAGAUCCACCUGAGGAGCCACACAGGGGAGAAACCUUAUAUUUGCCAGCACCCCGGCUGCCUCAAGGCUUUCAGCAACUCCAGUGAUCGUGCUAAACACCAGCGCACACAUCUGGAUACGAAACCAUACGCCUGUCAGAUACCAGGAUGCACCAAGCGCUACACUGACCCCAGCUCAUUACGAAAGCACGUCAAAGCUCAUUCAGCCAAAGGCCUUCAGGAAAAGGAGGUCAAGGUUCAGGUGCACACGAUGCUGGAAUCUGACGUCUUAAGUGACUGCCUGGCACGCCAGCAUCUCCACAGCUCUGCCUCGUCCCACCAAGAAAACAGCUCACCUUUACCGGCUUUAGAUGACUUCACAGGUGUGUACUCAAACAGCAGCAGCACCGCCCACAGUCGGGGGAAUUCAGAGUUUCUGCCCCCAUCAGCAGACUCGAGGUAUCCAGGCCUGGAGGGAAACUUUGAUGCUAAUAGCCCAAUAUCUUCAUUAACAAGCCCGGGGAGCAUGAGAGAGGGGAACAGACCAGCUUCCUUGUUUGUGUCCGCUGAUGUGAUCCCAGCGAGUCCCUGCUCAGACAGAGUGGACGUCCGGCUGCAGGGCUUCCAGAAAACCUACAACCACCAACAGCAAGUGUUCUCGCAGCAACAAGGCUGCCUGUAUGGAGAGGGAAAGAUGGCUCAAGCACCCAGCGAUGGAGGUUUUGAGCCUGCAAGUUACUUCACCAACCAGCCCACCUCCCACUCUACAGGGUUUGACUUGCUGCAGGACCUGCAGGGUCAGGCGGGGGGCGGUUACUCCUUGCCUCCCUGCCCAGACGACAGCUUCCUCUUCCAGGCAGGUGGUGUCGACCGCUGCCUCAGUCAGAUUUACUCCGUCUAUCUGGACUCGUGAUGGCCACCCAGAAAGACGCUAUGCAGCAUGAAUGCGACAGCUGACAAUCACUCACUUAUGUAUAUAUCUAAGGAUCAUUUUAUCAGCAUUGUUCCUUUUUUGGCAAGAGAAAAAAGCCAGUGGGAGUUUAAAUGGUACAAAAAUAACUAGAGGCUGAAAAACUCUCGUUAAGCUGUGGAUCUGUGGACAAACAGACAAAUGGCCAAAAGGGAAAAUCGCAGAGAGACGGUACUGUGCAAGAGUCUUGACCCACCCAACAUUUCUUUAUAUUUUGCUAGCAAAAUGGGAAAUAGGCGAUGCCGUUUGUUGAAAUGUUCACAGGUAUAAGGCAGAAACAGUGUUUGCAGAUUUCUAAAAAGCUUGAAAGUCAAUAUCUGGUAUGACGCUUUCAUUUAAUUUCUUUAAGUAGUCUUUAGGAAAUGUCCUCCAGACUUCUUGAAGAACAUUUAAAGCUUUUCUUUGGAUGUUUGCUGCAUUGAGCUAUGUGCUCUGUCAACAUGAUCCCACACUGUUUCAGUAAUGUUGAGGUCCGGCCCCUGGGGAGCCCAGUCCAUGACCGAUACUGUUCCGUUGUGUGUUUUUCUAUUCAGGUAUGCUUUUACUGCAUCUACAGUGUGUUUGGGAGCGUUGCCACUAAGAGGAUUUUCAGAUGGUAUUGAAUGGUGGACCGAAAUCUGACAGUAUCAGUUGUGACAGGAUCCCCAAGGGCAUGUCUGUCAGAUGAUAAUACUAUUACUAGAAUAGUGUUAUAAGCCUGCCACUUCUUCGUUUGUCCCUUGCUUGUUCAGUUCCCUAAAAUUCUUUAAGGAUGCUGCUCAGAGGUCAGUGUAAAGUGGCUUAAUAAACAAAAGCAUUCCUGUGAAAAUGCCCAGGUACAAGCUCUAACCAGUGUCCAAAAUAAAUGUUGAAAGACUUUCAGAAAGCCUGGAGGGCUAUUGCUCAAGAGCACUUUAAAGAUUACAAGAGGGUCUGGCUCCUUGGAAGUCAAGUAUAAUGAAAUUAGGAGUUGGUCAAGAUUUCUGCACAGUAUUCUCAGUAGCAAAGUAGCAAUGACUUUUUUUUUUCUAAACUCAGAAAUGACCACAACAUUUGUGUUUUCUGGAUAGAAGGAGCUGCAUGCUGUAUUUUCUUUGUCUUUGUCUCCAAUGUUGAUCUUAGCCAGUGAGGACACUUCUGCCUCUGCAGCAGCUUGGUUUGUAGGAGAUAAUCAAAGAAGUAAUCCAUAAUGCAGUGCUUCUCAACCUCGUGUGGGUACACGAAGUGGAAUGUAGAAGAUGAUUAUAAAGACAUCAGUAAAACGAAACAUCCACAUUCACAAAAUAUUCUAAUUUCAUAUUUUCUUGUUUGUGUGUAAAUAUUUUUUAUUUUUUUGCAGUCCUCAGUGAUUUAGAUGAAACAGUGGAGGUUCGAGAAUAACUCACAGACAUAAAGUUGUAAAUAAAACGCUCAGAUUCAGCUUUUUAAUUCAACACAUUCAGCAGUUUAAACAUUUCAAAGCUUAGGGAGAGAUUCUUGCUGUGUGUUUAUCUGAGUUACAUAAGAAGACUGAUAUCUCUUUCUUGUUGUUGUAUUAACUAUGAAGCUACAGCUACCAGCUGGUUAGCUGAGUGCGGGAUAAAGACUGGAAACAGCUAGCAUGGGUCUAACAAAAGCAAUAAAAUGGACCUAAAAAACAUCUAUAGAAGAUGCUUUCAGCUGCUCCCUUCUUUCCAAGGGGAGGCAUAGCAAAUGGUUCCAACCAUUUCCUCCUGAUAAUCAGUGUAUUCAUUUAUGUUUCCAAUGAUAUCUCAUGUGUUUGUGUGGCCUCUGAUCCAAAGAGACAGAAAUCACAAUAAAGUUAAACUGAAAGAUACUUUUUUCCUGUAGUUCUCAGGAGGAUAUACACUCGGCUUUGCUGAUGCGGUGUCCCUCCCCCAUUCAACCAGGCUUGGUUCUGGCACUGAGGGAGUACACUGGCUUGAGUCACUUGAGGCUGGGUUUGUGUCUCCUCACAGUCUUAAUUUUGAAUUUUAUUUUAUUUUUUUGUAUGUAUGUAAAGCAAAUGUGUUGACCACAAAAAAGCUCAGUUGAAUGUCUGAAUAGAAAUCUAUAAACUGGGAGUCUUAACAUUUAGAUGUCCUGUGAAGGGAAACACGGAGGUUUAUGGUUGCAUGCCAUCAAGAGGACAGAAUGAAAUCUUUCAGUUUUCCAGGUUUUUCUUGAUAUGAAAUCUUUAACACACAAAAUGCUACUUUCAGCUACUCCCUUAUUGAUCACGUUAAGAGGAAGCAUGUAAACAAACAUUGUGCUUGAAUCAUUACAAAUUAAUACAAAUGUAGGAAAGCCUUUACACUACACAAUAUCACUGUUGCUAUAAUGUGUUUUCACUUAUUCAAAGCAAAUUCAUGUAUGGAACCUCUGACAUUUAUAGUUUUAUAAACAUAGCCCACAUCCUGUAAAGCUGCAGUUUAUGAUGUCCUUGCCUGUAGCUACAGGUAGCACCUCAGUCAGUUACACAGAGGCCUAUCAACAAAUGUUGGUAUUAAAUAUCCUGGACAUUAAAAAAAAUGUAGGCAUUAAGGUAUUUGUAAGCCUUUAGAUUUUCUUUUCUCUAGGCUGUGGACAUUAAAAAAGUAUUUUUAAUGAUCAGUGGUAAUACAUAAAACGACUCAAAUCAGCUUCCAGUUUGUCAGACCAAUUGCUUUAAACUACUUUAUGGACGUAUUUGAUCCAGACCUUUUGAUGAUGGUGUUUAAAGUGUGCACAUCACCGCCACUGUGCAACAGAAAUGCUUUUUCUGCAGACGUCUUAAGGGGGUGUCACAACACGUAACAUCUGUUUCCUAAAUGUCCAAACUGCUUUACUACAACAUCUGUAUUCAUCAUGUGAAAAAGCUUGUUUUUUCUUUCAGAAACACAAUGACUGUAAAAGAGCAGCUGCAAAACUGUAAAUUCUUUUCUGUAUCUUGGUAAUGACUUAGGGUUAAUUUGUUCUGACAAUAAUUAGAUCCUCUAGGAGUGUAGUGGUUUACACAUUUUCCUAAUAAGUAAAGAAAGUGUCUUCUCCCAGUUUGAGACUGGGAUGCACAACAGGGAGGGCAUCAAGUGUUUAAAAAUGUCUCAGCCAAUCAAACUACCUGCUGUGGUGACUCCUUAUGAAUAAAAGGGGAGCUGAAAGUAGCUUUUUAAUAGAGCAGUGGAAGUUGUUUCAUUUUAUCCCAUUCAUAUGUGUGUGAAGUCAAACGGAUAAAUUUUAGCAUGCUUUAUGGUGUGCACAACAUUAUACUGUCUCAAGGAGGAAGCUUGGAAAACAUUUUAAAGCUGUAUGAAGCUAUUUCCAGUCCUCAUGUGAAGCUAACCUAACCCAGCUGCAGCCUUACACUAAACAGUCAUCAUAUGUAGCUCGCAACAAGAAAGACAUCAUCUGAAGAUAAUAAUUUACUCCUUUAAGGUCAUAGUGUGUGUUUGUGAGUAACCAGAUUAUCUUGUAUCUGCAGUGUCAAUGAGCAAACUCACUCUGCUUGUGACUAGAGGGGAAACUGCAGCAGAUACCCAAAACAGGGCUGCUGUAUAGAAAUGUUCCAGAAAUGUCACAAAGGGGAGUUGAUGUGGAUGAAACAAACAAAACUAUGCAAUAAACUGCACUAAAAUAAAGUUAUUCUCAAAAACAGGACAGCAGUAUAAUCGUUUUUGCAACAGUGUGACUGGUUUCUUCAGCGCGCUGCCUUUUAUGUGUUUAUUGUACAGUUUCGAUCAGUGUUAUUUUCAGUGGGAGGAGGCAUCCGUUGUUUACAGUAUCUUCUCUGCACUCUUUUCUGUCUCAGCUUAGAGACUUUGAGAAAAUGACCAACCAGAAAAUGUUUACACUGAUUUUGUAGUAAUUCAGAGUUUU